This is a messenger RNA of Clonostachys rhizophaga, 1344 nucleotides long. The record is from the annotation of a GenBank genome assembly. NCBI's taxonomy places the organism in Eukaryota, Fungi, Ascomycota, Sordariomycetes, Hypocreales, Bionectriaceae.
AUGUCCAAGCUCGAGAGCCAUGUCACUGUUCAGAAGCGAGCCUACUAUUCCCCACCAUGGGCGGAUGUCAGCAUUAUUGCCAUAGCUGGCAGCUCUGGUUCUGGUAAAUCCAGUAUCUCCCAGGCGAUUGUUAGAAAGCUCAAUCUGCCUUGGGUUGAUUCAUUCUACAAAACCUUGACUCCCGCCCAGUCCAAGUUGGCCUUCGCAAAUGAAUAUGAUUUCGAUUCUCCCGAGGCUAUUGACUUUGACAUCCUCGUGGAGCGUCUGAGGGAUCUUAAGGCCGGAAAACGGGCAGAGAUCCCCGUCUAUUCUUUCUCGAAGCAUCAACGGCUGGAAGAGACAACCUCAAUCUACUCUCCUCACGUGCUCAUUCUUGAGGGCAUUUUCGCCUUAUAUGAUCCCAGAGUGUUGGACCUUAUUGACAUGGGUAUCUAUUGUGAGGCCGAUGCAGACACUUGUCUUUCUAGGAGAAUCCUUCGAGACGUCCGUGAGCGUGGCAGAGAUGUCGAGGGUUGCAUCAAGCAGUGGUUCGGGUUCGUGAAGCCCAACUUUGAGAAGUAUGUCGAACCUCAGAGGAAGGUAGCCGAUCUCAUUGUACCACGAGGUAUCGAAAACAGAGUUGCUCUUGAAAUGAUGGUUCAGUAUAUCGAACGCAAGCUCUUUGAGAAGUCCACGCAUCAUCGAGAAGCCCUGUCCAAGCUCGAAAGAGAGUGCAAGGAGCAGCCAUUAUCAGAGCGGGUUGUGGUUGUCAACCCAACACCGCAGCUCAAGUUCAUGAAUACCAUUCUGCAGAACAUUGACACUGAUGCUGAAGACUUCAUCUUCUACUUCGACCGACUAGCCAGUCUGAUUAUUGAACAGGCUCUUAACAACGUCCAAUUCAAGAGCUGGGACGUUGAAACCCCUCAGGGAAACAAGUACGCUGGUCUCGUAUCUAAGGGCGAGGUCAGCGCCGUGAUUUGCCUAAGAGGAGGGUCCGCAUUCGAAACUGCUCUUCGAAAGACAAUUCCGGAUUGCAGGACAGGCCGUCUCCUGAUCCAGUCCGCCUACUCCACUGGUGAACCAGAGCUUCACUAUAUUAGACUACCCGAGGACAUUCACCAGCACGAGAGUGUAUUGCUUCUGGAUACUCAGAUGGCUAGCGGAGGUGCUGCCCUCAUGGCAGUUCAGGUCCUCGUGGAUCACGGUGUCGCGCUUGACCGGAUUGUCAUUGCUACUUAUUCGGCCGGCAGGGUUGGCUUGCACCGUUUGACCACUGUCUUCCCAGAAGUCACCGUUGUGGUCUGCAACAUUCUAGACACUCAAGAACCGCGCUGGGUUGAGCAGAAGUAUUUCAGAUGCUAG